CUCGGAAUUCUAUUUUACUGGACCCCGCCGAGGCGACAAUAUAGCCCACUAACUCUACCGCUAGCGUUCUUAAUUUAGUGAAGUAAUUGCAUCGCUCUUACAACCCGUCUAUUCCUACAAACCUUUUCAAUAUUGCGACAUCUAAUUGCUCCAACGUCUAAGCAUAUACUUUAGUUGGGCAAUUAGAAGCCUCUCCCGAUAAUCUUAAUAUCCUACAACCCCGAGAAUCGUACUCGCCGCCGAAUUAUAAAACGCCCCACUACCUGACAGAAUGCCUCCAAAGAAAAAGGAAGACCCCAAAGGCAAGAAGCCUUCUGCCUCCAAGGCUGCCGAAGACAAGACCUUUGGUAUGAAAAAUAAGAAGGGUUCAGUUGCCCAAAAACAUAUCAAACAGAUUCAAGCGUCAGCCAAGGCCGGAGGUAGUGCGGAAGAGAAAAAGAAGCAAGCCGAAAAAGAAGCACGCGCCCGAGAGAAGAAGGCCGCCGAGGACGCCAAGCGAGAAACCGAAGCUCUCCUAAAUAAGCCAGCCCAAAUUCAAAAGGUCCCCUUUGGUGUCGAUCCCAAGACUGUUGUCUGUAUCUUCUUCAAGAAAGGCAAUUGCGAAAAGGGGAAGAAAUGUAAAUUCGCACACGACCUAUCAGUUGAACGAAAGACCGAGAAGAAGAAUUUGUACACCGAUGGCCGAGCAGAGGAGGAAGAGAAGAAGAAGCAGGAGACGUCCGAUGAUUGGGAUGAAGAGAAGUUACGAAAGGUAGUACUCUCCAAAAAGGGUAACCAAGUCACCACUACCGACAAGGUCUGCAAGUUCUUCAUUGAAGCAAUCGAAGAUGGAAAAUACGGUUGGUUCUGGAAAUGUCCAAACGGAGGUGACGACUGCAAGUAUAGACAUGCGCUUCCACCAGGCUUCGUACUUAAGACAAAAGAACAGCGCGCGGCUGAGAAAGCCCUUAUGGACAAAUCUCCUCUCAAGACUCUUACUCUCGAAGAUUUCUUAGAAUCAGAAAGGCACAAACUUACUGGAACGCUUACUCCCGUCACCCCAGAGACUUUCGCAAAGUGGAAGAAGGAGCGAUUAGACAAGAAGGCCGCCGAAGAACAAGCCCGGAAAGCCAAGGAAUCGACCGGUCGUGCUCUGUUCGAAAGUGGCAACUGGAGAUAUGGCGAAGACGAGUCCGAAGAAGACGACGACGACGACGACGAAGAUGAUGCCUGGAAUUUGGAGAGGCUAAGGCAAGAAACACAAGCUAUUCGGGAUAAGAAAGAAGCCGAUCGCUUAGCCGCAGCGGCGGGUUACUCUGCGGGUCCAUACCAGCCUCCGGAUACCGGCGAUGGCACAGCAGUCGCCGCAGGCGCCUGAGAUCUAUACCCUCAAAGUGGUGAGAUAUAACGGAGCAAAAGAUCUUAGGAAAAGAGAAUACCAUCGCAAAGAUGGGUACUCGAGAUAAGCGACGGGUCAGGGAAAACGGCAUUCUAACAAGCCAAGAAUAUCCCGUCUGGGCCACAGCAAAUCCCGUAUUGAUUGAGCCAUCACUGGUCUCCCAAUAUCUGCGGGAUGGUGGGGAUUCUUCGGGAUCAGCGGGUUUAGUCUUCUGGCUUGUGUUUAUAGGGCUAUGCGAGGUCAGAUUGGUUGAAAUAAGAAGCAUAUUAUAUAUAAUUCUUCAGACACGAUGUCUCGCCAUCAAUAUAGUUACUCCGGUGCACAUUCACUUCGUCGGCAU
This is a messenger RNA of Hypoxylon trugodes, 1718 nucleotides long. RefSeq lists its product as uncharacterized. Gene Ontology annotation, cellular component: cytosol. Bases 272 to 1357 code for a protein of 361 amino acids. The record is from RefSeq and is a predicted model, not a curated record. The transcript has 2 exons. Lineage: Eukaryota; Fungi; Ascomycota; Sordariomycetes; Xylariales; Hypoxylaceae. Gene Ontology annotation, biological process: cytoplasmic translation. Gene Ontology annotation, molecular function: metal ion binding; mRNA binding.